This is a messenger RNA of Drosophila arizonae, 332 nucleotides long. RefSeq names its product lysozyme A/C pseudogene. NCBI's taxonomy places the organism in Eukaryota, Metazoa, Arthropoda, Insecta, Diptera, Drosophilidae. The record is from RefSeq and is a predicted model, not a curated record.
AUGCUAUUGUCCGUCUGUCCGUCUGUCCGUCUGUCCGUNUGCAUUGCCGAGCACGAGAGCUCCUACCGCACCGGCGUUGUUGGCCCCGAGAACUACAACGGCUCCAACGACUACGGCAUCUUCCAGAUCAACGACUACUACUGGUGCCAGCCUGCCAGCGGUCGCUUCUCCUACAACGAGUGCGCCCUCAGCUGCAACGCCCUGUUGACCGAUGACAUCACCAACUCCGUCCGUUGCGCCCAGAAGAUCCAGCGCCAGCAGGGCUGGACUGCCUGGUCCACCUGGAAGUACUGCGAUGGUGCUCUGCCCUCCAUCAACGAUUGCUUCUAAGC